AGGUAAAUGACAGGGACCAGUAGGCAAGGUAUAUAAGGUAGAGUGCCAUACGUGAAUAGGGUUCGUUUGAGCCAGUACUGCUUAUCUACGUGUUUCUGGGGAAUUACUCGUCAGCAUUGUCUUGUCAUCAGGAAAAAUGCUUUCGUUGGUAGUUACAGCGCUUCUUGUCGGCCUGGUCGCCAGUGAUCCUUCGCCGCCGCAGCGAGGUUAUGGCGGCCCAACAUUCCCUAUUGAUCCUUAUCGCGGCCCACAAUAUCCUUACCCAGGAAACCAUUACCCUGUUGUACCAGGCGGAAACCAGGUGAAGGUCUUAACUGUACCGAAAGUCCAUCGUGAGCAAGUCGGCCUAAUCCAUCAAGAAGCAGUCCCUGUACCGGAAACACGUGUCGUAACAAAUGAACGUGUUAAAGUUGUUACACAGAAAGAACAUGUACUCGUUCCCAAAGUCCGUGUACAGAAAAUCGUCCAGCAGAUUCCAUUGCGGACUAUUAAAAAAGUUGUUGCACCAGUAUUGAUGAAGCACAAAGAAAUCGUUCCCGUGAUUCAGACCAAGGUCAACACAGUUGUCAAGGAAGUGCCCAAGAUUAUUACCAAGACCUUAGUCCGCAAUAUUCCCAGGAUCAAGGAGGUGCCAAGAAUCCAUACCAAGCACGUACACCAUGUCAAGACAAAGGUUGUGCACAAGGCCGUUCCCAGUCCAUUUGAAGUUAAAAAAUUCAUCCACGUACCGAAGCCAUUUGUUCAAAAAUCUCCUGUCCCCAUGGAAGUCGUCAGACCCAAGUAUAUCGACCGUGUUCACGUACAAACAAAAACUCAACUUGUCCCUAAACCGAUGAUCCGUAACGUUGUUCAUGAGAAACCAAUGAUAAAAACAGAAAUCAAAACCGUUCAAAACAAUGUUCCUGUUCCACACUACGUACCAAAACACUUCCAUCACACGAAGGUCGUCAACAAAAUAGUCCCUAAAAUCCAAACAGUUGUCCAGGAACGGCCAGUACCCAAGAUCAUUACGCAAACACAUGUAAAGAAGGUUCAAGUACCAUUCAUCAGAACGCAAACUAUUGUCAAGAAACAAAACGUUCCUGUAACAGUUCCGAAAAUCAUCGACCGUGUCCAAACUGUUCAACAGAAUGUUCCAGUUAAUAUACCCAUCGUCCAAAGAGAAAAAGUACCAGUUCUUCACAGGGAGGUCGUUCCCCACGUUGUCACUCGAAUUCAGCCCAAGAUACAAGUAAGGGAUCGAAUCCAUACAGUUCACAGAACCCACAUCAAAAAAGUACCACAAAUCGUUAAGCAGUUAGUUCCUCACGUCAAGAUCCAAAAAGUUAUUCAACCAAGAACGCAAGUCAUUUUGAAGGAAACCCACAAGGAAAUUGUCAGACCAGUCAAAAUGGCAUCCAGAUCUUCAGUGAGAUACUACCAAAUCCAAGGAAAUGGACAACGAGUACCCAUAACACAAGGACAUGUUCAAGAAUUACUCUCAUCAGGCAGGAUAAGAUAUAAUGAUAUAGGAGUGGUUGGUGGCCCUACGCAUGCAGGGGCUGCUGGAAUCGUGACGGGGGCGUCAGGAAUAUCAUCCAGUAUGUCCGCUGGGACGGCAGGAAGAGUAGCCAUGGUCGAUCCUCGUAUCAGACAUGGCAUUGCUGGUAUCGCAGCUUCCGGGGAAAUCAGCGGCGUAGCAAACAGCAUUGGACAACAACGCUUCGGACACAACAGUGGCGUAGCAAACAACAUUGGACAACGCUACGGACUCAACAGUGGACAAGUUCUCGUGCAAAACAAUGGAGGAGGUGGAGGAUUUUCUGUGGGAGGUCAAGCAGGAGGACCAAUCGGAAUGAUAAAUAUGCAAUCUGAGGAAAAAUCCAUCGGUGGUGUCGGAGGAGCUGCCAUGGGAGGAAUUAUUGCUCAAUCAGGUGCGGCCCAACAAGCUGCUGCCCAACAAGCUGUCCUACACGCCGAAGCAGCAAUGAUUAAUAAUGCCGCAAGACAGUCCGCGAUGGUACAGCACGGAGGAGCAAUGAUUAAUAAUGCCGCAAGACAGUCCGCGAUGGUACAGCACGGAGGAGCUUUUCAACAUCCUUCACAAUAUGCUGGAAUUCACCAAUCAAGAUACCAUUUACCUCGGAUGUAUCAGAACUUGAAUAAGAAUUCAAAUUCACAUAUUUUAGCGAAAGUAGCUAAUGCAUGAUAGGGAUGCAUGGAACCUUUAAGAAGAAUGGCGUAUGAUUCUGGAAUAUCAAAGAAGACUUCAUUGCACUGCACGUCCUAUGCAAAAACAAAUAUCGUUUGAAUUUCGAGGGAUUUGUAUCUGAUGGUAGCGUUUGUUUAUCAUCAUCUUCGGGCGUCGAAAAUAAAACAGUUUACUUUU
Molecule: messenger RNA, 2368 nt
Organism: Pecten maximus
Lineage: Eukaryota; Metazoa; Mollusca; Bivalvia; Pectinida; Pectinidae
Exons: 76
Coding region: 137-2188 (683 amino acids)
Source: RefSeq, a predicted model, not a curated record